This is a messenger RNA of Linepithema humile (Argentine ant), 3533 nucleotides long. RefSeq names its product carboxy-terminal domain RNA polymerase II polypeptide A small phosphatase 1 (gene hzg). Gene Ontology annotation, molecular function: RNA polymerase II CTD heptapeptide repeat phosphatase activity. NCBI's taxonomy places the organism in Eukaryota, Metazoa, Arthropoda, Insecta, Hymenoptera, Formicidae. The record is from RefSeq and is a predicted model, not a curated record.
UUUCCUUUAAAAAAUAUCAUGUUUUUGAUAAAUUUGAAUGAAUAUUGUAGUCGACAGCUAGCACUUUUAAGUCAUAAAGUGUACCAAAAUCGUGUAGACAGUCUGGCAAUUUUGUUUUCUAGAGAUUUUAGCUAAAGAUUUUUUGGAUUCAAAUGAACAUUUUUUUUGUAAAAGUUGGUAACAUAUUUUUAUUUAAUGAGUUUCGGAACGCAUAAAAUUGUAAAAGUACGUUCUGAAACUUAUCAGAUGAGUGUUAUAUUUUUAUCAUAAAUUGUACACACGUCGUAUGAAUAUUUCAUACUAAUAAGGAUAAGAAAUAUUUUAUAUUGAAAUCUAUCUGUCAUAUACAUACUAGAUUAUUGAGGAACAAUGCAUAUUUAUAUACAUUUUUUAUAUUCAGGAGUGUGCGGCUGUACGGAUGAAGCUACACACAUCGGUCCAUUGCGGAAAGUAGACUUUCAUUCGUACUCAAGGUCGAGUGCUGACACGGCCAAGUUCUAUACGUCGCAGUUGCGCGCGUCGAAGGUAUACGACAGCUGAAAUUACGACGUGACCACGAAACCGUGCGUAUCGUUACUCCGUCUCGCGUUCUACGAAAGCGACCUGCGGUGUGAAUCCGCGCGCGCCGAAGCGGUACACCGUCGGAAUAGCAAUGAACUGCGCAAUGGGCGUUAGGUGUGGCGCGUGAAAAAGGAAAGGUGCCGAGUGCCGAGUGUGAGUGACAGGAGUCGCGUAGUGUGCGCACAUGUGCGUUCGCGAGAGAAUGAAGACGCUCGACGAGACUUGCAGCAUCGUUACGCUUCAUCGAUGCGGAUUGUCGUCCUGAGGUACUCACUGUCGACUCGUGUUUAAGUGGCCGCAAAAGAACACCCGUCGUCGGCCCUUCAUUACGCGUGUCGCUCCGAAAGCGUAUCGUUCCUGCGCCUAUGCGUCUCCAUUCGUCGUGCGGUGAUCUACGCAGCGGCGGCGGCGACGACGACGGCGGCGGUAGUGGUGGUGGGAGGGACAACGGUGGCGACGGCGGCGGCGGGCAGAGACGCGAGGCGCCGAGGGGCCUCCGUGCGCCGCGAGCGAGAGAGUGAGGUUAGCUGUUUGUGUACGCGCGCGCGUGUGUGUAUAUGUGUGUCGUGUUCGCUUUCUCUCUGCCUCUCUUUCACGUGCACGCGCGCGCGCCAAUCACGGCACUGUCUCGCUCGCUCCUAUCUUCGUCGUCGCGCGCGCGCGAGGCCGUCGCGUUCUCCGUGUCUCUCGCGCGCGCUGACUCGUUUGCUCGCUCUCGCUCGCCCGCCUGUCCGUCCGUCCGUCGGCUGGCGCGCGCGCGCGCGUUAACGGAAUUCGCGAUCGUGCACGCAGGGACCACCGACUAAUGUUUAAAUGGACGCAUCGUCCAUUAUCACCCAGGUAUCGCGGGAUGACGAGCUAGGCGCAUUCAACAGCGAGAAAGCCCAAUUACCUCGAGAGAAUGAAGCAGCCAGCAAUAGCCCGUCGAGUGGCAAGAAGCCAAGAGGACGCGGACUCCUGCGCUCUCUGCUUUGCUGUUUCGGAAGGGGUCGUGGUGGCAGUUCAAAGAGCUCCAAGGCGAGUUCUCUACAGGGAGAUGGCCGCGGCUCGCCACCACCGGGCACCGGAUCCCCAAGGUUCCUCCUACCACCGGUUAGGCACCAAGACAUGCACAAGAAGUGCAUGGUAAUCGACUUAGACGAGACUCUGGUGCAUAGUUCUUUCAAGCCGAUCAACAAUGCGGACUUUGUCGUUCCUGUAGAGAUUGAUGGAACAGUACACCAAGUGUACGUCUUAAAGAGGCCUUAUGUGGACGAGUUUUUGCAGAGGAUGGGUGAAUUAUACGAAUGUGUAUUGUUCACUGCAAGUUUGGCUAAGUAUGCAGACCCAGUGGCGGAUCUAUUAGAUCGAUGGGGUGUAUUCAGAGCAAGAUUAUUCAGAGAAUCCUGUGUGUUCCACAGGGGAAAUUACGUUAAGGAUUUGAAUAAACUAGGUCGGGAUUUGCAGCAAAUCAUUAUUGUAGAUAAUAGUCCUGCCAGUUACAUUUUCCAUCCAGAUAAUGCGGUUCCAGUGGCGUCUUGGUUUGAUGACAUGACGGACUCCGAGCUACUGGAUCUAAUCCCCUUCUUCGAGAAACUCAGCAAUGUGGAAAACAUCUACACAGUGUUGUGCAACAGCAAUCAUCCCUACAACCAGAUGCCUGCGCAGACGGUGCAAAGCAAUCAGAGCCCGCCUGGAUCAGGCUCGCUGGCUGCCUCCUAGCCCCGCCUGAAUCCUGGCAACGCAGCCAGUCUUGUCGCUCAAUGCACCUUCCGGAGGAUUCUGCGGGGACUGCUUCACGUGACCCACUCGUUAUGUGGCGAAGGGACUCGAAGCAUACCUCCUUGUUGACCUUUGGAAGAAUCACUCCAAUCAACGGGGCCGGAAUGUCUUAAUACCUUAACAGCGCGUUAUCCAAGUUGGCACAUACACACACAACUCACAGCUGCUGGUAUCCUUCUUCCUGGCAGAGCAACACGAUGAAGACUGAUUCAGCUUCGAAGCGCGAGUGUUCUUCCAUUUUGCACCAAGCGUCAAGAACGACGAACUGUAUCAAUCCUGUCCUGCGUGGACAGGCUGAAGUACGAAUGUGCUCAGGAAAAGAACCUAGCAAAGGAUGGAACCAGGAGUCUUCGUUGAGCAGAAUCUGCUCACAGGCAAGUUAAUCGGUCACGAGAGAGAAAAGAAUGAUGGUUAGAAUGAUUAAUUAUGAUGAUUUAUAUCGAAAGAGUAUGAAGGUAAUAGCAGAAGAGAGUUGGGGGGGGGGAGCGAGAAGAGAGAAGAGAAGAAAAAUUGCUCCGAGUCGUUUGAUGGGCCAUGCUGUUGUUGCUGUUCUAAUUUUUUUCUUUUUUUUAUUUGAACCAAGACACCAACAUUUUCAUUCAAUUAGAUUCGAUUGUCAAGAGAAGAUAUCGACGAUCCAACUACAUUUUUGAAUGCUUCUGACACAACGCUUACAGAACGCGUCGAAAAAGGAGAGUAACAGUAGCAGGUAGAAUUUGGAAUUUAUAUUUUACUUGGUCUAAAUUAUAAAAAUGACAUUUUAAUUAUUAUUUUAGCUAUUUAAAUUAGUAUUGCGAAAGAAAAUUCUAAAAUAUUUUAUAGUUUAGUAACCAAAUCUAAAUCUUGAAACGGCUUCACAUGAUACAACCAAUGUGCGAUAACGUUGACAUAUAUUACAUAUUAUAUAUAUAAUAUAUAAUAUAUAAUAUAUAUAUAUCAGUCAUGUGGAACUGAUUUUAAAAUGCAUGGAUAUAAAAAUUAAGUAUCUUAAAAAUCAUAAAUCCCGAAUAUUUAAGCGUUUGCGAAGCCGGGAAGUUAGAAAUUUAAGUAUAUUUAGAAUUCCGAAUCUUUGAAGAAUGAAACACACAGAGACCUAGGAAUUUAUUGUUAAAAAUCAGGUUGAAACGAUCGGAUGAAUUAAACUAAAAAACUUUGAAAACUAAGCAUGCAAAUUAGAGAGAGAGAGAGAUAAAGAGAUCUGAAAGAUAUUU